AGCCUGUCUCCAGCGCCGUCAGGAAACAGAUCGAGAAUUUAGUCCCUCUAGUUCCUUAUCGCACAAGAAGAUUUUCUUGGACGCGAUUUUGGACAGUGGACACGCUGGACGCGGAGCAGGAGCCACGCAGGAGGCAGAAACCGGACACCGUGUUCUUCAUUUGCGGCUUUAACACGAUGGAGCCAGCCUUCGGUGAGGUGAACCAGCUCGGCGGUGUUUUCGUGAACGGCAGGCCGCUCCCCAACGCCAUCCGGCUCAGGAUAGUGGAGCUGGCCCAACUCGGGAUUCGACCUUGUGACAUCAGCAGGCAGCUGCGCGUCUCACACGGCUGCGUCAGCAAGAUCCUGGCCCGCUACAACGAGACCGGCUCCAUCCUCCCGGGAGCCAUCGGAGGCAGCAAGCCGCGGGUCACCACACCUACCGUGGUCAAACACAUACGGACAUACAAGCAGAGAGACCCGGGGAUUUUUGCCUGGGAGAUCCGGGACCGGCUACUCGCCGACGGGGUUUGUGACAAGUUCAAUCUGCCCUCUGUGAGCUCCAUCAGUCGGAUCCUCCGCAACAAGAUCGGGAAUCUGUCCCAGCAGAGCCAGUACGAGUCCAGCAAGCAGGCGCCUCACCCACCGCCACAACCAACGUUACCCUACAACCACUUAUACUCAUACCCGACGUCCAAAGUGCCCACACCCCCCGGCAUGCCCACCCUUCCCGGACACAUGGCCAUGCACAGGAUAUGGCCUUCAUCGCACUCUGUAACAGAUAUUCUGGGGAUACGGUCUAUUACAGAGCAACAAAUUAGUGACAGUCCAUCCUUUCCCAGCGUCAAACUAGAAGAAUGGAGCGCUAUAAACAGGACUAAUUUCCCACCAGCAAGCUCUGCACUAGUCAAUGGCGUGGAUAAGCCGCAUUUAGAACCUGAAGCAAAAUACACACAGACGCCGAAUGGAUUGCCCACAGUGAACAGCUAUGUCACGGCACCCAGCAUCCCUCCCUACCACCCUCCCACCCAAGUGUCACCCUACAUGGGGUACAGCGCCACCACCUCGGCCUAUGUGACCGGACCCACGUGGCAGCCGGCCAGUGGCAGUGCUCUAUCUCCCCACAGCUGUGACAUCGCCACCCCUCUGGCCUUCAAGAGCAUGACAGCCAACCGUGACGCCAUCCACCCAGUCACCGCCUCGGCACUGUGAAGGCAGCUCCACAGACUGAUCGGUGGGGAGCGAGGGAGGGACGGCAAGGACAGGAGACACCGAGUCUGUCCCCUGUGGCUUCAUUUCAUCCCCAUUGACUCCUUUCUAUGAAGGACUCGGCCCCCAGGACCCGUAUUUGUGCCGUUCUGUAUGUGACCCCCCUCCUCCUCCUCCUCGCUGCACAGUCAGACCAAAGACACGAAAGGAAUAAACAGUCUGUCAAUUUUUACUACAAACUCUCGCUGUCUGAAAGAACUUGCAAGACAGGUGUACUGAAGGACUGAUGUGUGACUUCUACUCCAUCCAUCAACACAAUUCCUCUCAGAUUUUUUUUUUGUUCUGCACACCUCUGCAUCAAAUGUCCUUGGGCAAAAAUGGGUAAAUGUAUAAUAACUUCAUGAAUUUGCAGUCAAAGCAGAGGGGGGGAAAAACUUUGCAUUAGUGUGUCAGGGUGCUUAUUAAUUGCUAUUGUUUUUAUAUGUUUGUAUGCUUUUUUUUUUAGUGUUGUUGUUUAUGUUUUUGAUAAAAGUUAACUCUCUUAUGGAGCAUUGUUCCCCCUCCCACAAAAACACUUCUCUAAAAAUGUAGCCUAUGCAAGAGCUCCAGAGAGAAGUUUAUUUAUUUGAUUAAGGUACGUUGAAUGAAGUGCAAUUAGCCUUACAGACAGCAUGGAAAUCUCCACGCGCAUUUAGACAAAAUUGGCAUUGGUCUUAUGUUGGAGUCUAGAGCAAUAACAAUGGAAAAAUGUUGCACAAUGAAAUUGAAUGUAUCUUAUUAAAUUGUUUGGCUGUUAUUGGACUUUGCUGGUUGUUUGGGGAAUCCUCUGCAAGUUUUUAUCCUGACAGUAACAUGACAUCAAUCUACACCAUCACAGCUAAAACUAUUCACCUUCUCUCUGAAUGUUAGGGCAGCUCAAGUCAAGGUAUUGUAGCCUGUUGGCCUGUUUUACAUGAGCAGGAAAUGCUUUCCAUAAAAAAAACAAUAAUAAAAAAAAUAUCUAUAUAUAUAUGCAUAUAUUAUGUAUAUAUAUUAUAUAUACUGUACAUGUGCGUGCAGAGGCCUGUAUUUGCUAUCGCCAGGCGUCACGGCUCACUAGGAAAGUUCAUGCUUUGAGCGCACACAGUGUUUGUCACCACAUAAAGCAAUUUUUUUUGUUAAACUGUUGGUCAGUAAAUCUCUCACGCCAUGAUAUGAUCCUUCCUAGCUUUCUAAACAUUUAUUUAUAUUUGGGUAUUAGCUAUUAAUAAAGAUACACACACAUGGAUAUAUAUAUAUAUGAAGAAAUAUAAAAAAACAUCUAACAAACUAUUUUGCAAAGAAACUAAGCGUUUAAAGCCCAUAUUUUAUUUUGAAAGUGAUAAAAACGAAAAACGAAGUAGUUUUAUUGAUUAGAGAAAACACGUAGACAUGAUACUGUCUAAUCUCACAAGUUACUCUUAUAGAAAAAGCUGCCUUCAGUAAAAUAUCUGAAAACUGAAGUUUGAUUUUUUAAGAGCCCUACUGUCCUCUGUAAAUAAUAGACUAGUGAAAGUCUAAUGUCAUGCAUUAUAAUUCCCAGUAAUUUCAAACAGUUCUAACUCCUAAUUUUUUUCUGCUGGACAGUAAAUUAGAACAUCAUCGCCGCAUUAAAAUGUGACAUGUGUGUGUGUGUGUGUGCCGGGCCGGGACUCCCAGACUCCCGGGGUGAGGUGGAGUCCACGUGCAUACAGGGAGCCACAAAUAGGCUCAUUGGCCUGUGGUCUCCAAGGUCAUCAGACAUCUGACCCAAACGCGAACCUUCUGCAGCCACAAAAAGGGCCAAACAGAGCUUGUCAGGGCCAACUCAACAUGUUCAUUACAAAAGAAUAGAGCACAGCCCAGUUGACAAAUGACAUGUUUGCAAAGAUGAUGCAAAAAUACUCUGAAAAUUUUAAGGGGGGGAAAAAAGUGUGGUGUAAUAAAUUAUGAGCGUGUCUGGCAAGCCCUGUCUGGCCCUGCAGUCGAGACAGAGAUUUAAGCAAACUGGGCUCCAGCGUGGACUCAAAGCUGUAGAUUUUAAAACUCCUCACCUGCUCUUUUACAUAUCAUUACCUGGAGCCGAGCUUUCGGGCGGUGGUUGGGCUUAGCUGUGGCCCCCGCGUUUCCUCUCCUCCUAUGUUACAGCAUAAACAGUCCCUCCGUGUGACAGUGUCAACAGUCCUCCCCACGCAGGGGCUGAUUUGACUUGGAAAGCACUCUUCCCCGUAUCCAGUGGUCACGGACCGUUGCUCAGGGAUCGUAGUGUUUCUUUGACCGUAUGUGAACCACAUCACAGGGACGUGAUGAUACACUCGCUGUACCAACCAGCCCUCUCGGCCACCCCUUUUCCACCCUGCACCAUCCAUCACGUACAGUAAAUGAUGGUGAACUCUCUGAGUGGCAUGAAAAAGUCGUUACAUGCUCUUGUUUUUUCCUUUUUCUUUUUUCUUCCUGCACCUCAGCCUACAAACAACAAGGCCAAACAACUUUUCCUUUCAACUAUAAGCUACAUGAAGUCUCCUCUCCUCUGACUCAUGCAACAAAAUUAAAAUGUGGCCGGCUUAAUUGACACCAGUAUCUAAAAAAAAAAAAAAGAAAAAAAAAAUUAAAAUAAGAACAGCGUGUUUUCUAGACAGGAGGAAUAGCUUCUCGAAAGUCUAAUAAUCCCCCCACUCUUGCAGCCUAAUGCUGGUCAGCUUUAUGGAGGAGAGGGUCUGAAAGGCCUAGUUUUAAAAAUAGGGGCAGACACGUGUUUAUAAUUAAUGAUGUUGAGUCUGACUUCAGUGUCAUAUGGUUAUCUUUACUUCUCCACAUGCAAUCAGAAACAAGACAGCCAUUUGCAGACUAACACAGAGCAGAGCAUGCAACAGCGGCUGAAUACAGUGCUUCAAGCUGACAACAGCCAGAGUGUUUUCUUAAUGCCUUAAAACAGCAAGCAGACAGGUGAGUAAAAGCUCUUUAAAAAAAAAAAAUCAACCGUGCUUGGAAAAUCACAACAUGUCUGGUUCUGCGUCUUUGGUAUUUACGUAUGCGGCUCCCGUGUUGGGUCACACUGACAUGAAUCACUGCUUCAUCCCCCACAUGCAGUGUAAAUCCUGUACAUUUUAAUCUAUUCAUCUAUCAUUAAACGUGUCUGCAUGCAGAAAGACAGGUAAAGCCAUGUCCAAAUUGCAUGCUUGCCAGAGCACAGCCGCUGGGAUUGAAAUGUUACAGGUGAGGACGAUGGAACACACAUGGACAUGGUGUAAAAGAAAAUGAGGAGAAGGGGGCUCGCCGCAGAUUUAUGAUCAGUGCGGUGUGCGGGGAAUUCAGGUGAAGGGUGGCUCCAUUGCAUAGCUACCAGCAAUACACGCUGCACACGUUACGAGCUGUCAGGUCUGAAACAAACACACGCAUUCAGCACUCCAUUACAGAAAGCGCACGUUAAGCGCUUACGAUUCCAUCAGUCUGCAAGCCACAGUUGUUAGUCUCUCACCACAGGCCCCCUGGGCAAAAAACCAGGAGCCGUUCCAUUUUGGCUGAGAGAAACUCCCACAUUAAUGAUGACUGUCAAAUGCCAACGUGGCUCAGUAUAAGCUACUGCCAGAUGAGGUUAAGAUGAGUAUCUUACAGAGCAGCCACUACACCUAAGCCUGUGCAACAGGUGUGUCUGUGUGUGUGUGCAUAUUUGUGUAAGAGACAGACUGGCAAAGGGAGAAAAUGUGUGCAGGAACCCACUACCCGUUUCUGCAGCCACAUUUGCAUUUCCUGAGCUUGUUGUUUCGACCUGCAUUGGAGCUGUGCUCAGGCACCGGAUGCCCAAUCACACUGAGAGAGAAAAGACUGAGGCUUGGUUAGCUAAUACAACUUCUACGGCUGACAGGUUCUCAAACAAAGUGAUCUGACGGGGUCGCGGGGUGCAGUGACAGAAGGUGAUACGCUUGUGUCGACACCAAGCUGAAGAGAGGACAACACCGCAACAACACAAAGUUACAGUUACAGGACAUGUGUGUAUCCUUUAUCCUUCUCUCUCACACACGCACACACACACACACACACACACACACACACAAGGAAGUAAACAAGUGAGGAGUUUAAUUCCUUUUUAUUUGCUACCAAUACAUGUAAGUACCGUUCCAUUAAUGCUAAUAUUUAAAAAUUGAGAAAGAAAAGGCAGAUUAACACAAUUUCUUACAAUAAAAGCUGGAUAAAAUAUUUCAUACUAGUCCAAUUCAAAGAAGGUACAUAAAAAUAUAUGUCAUGCAAAAAAGAUUUCAAAAAGUUCCGCAAUAGGCCUUUUAUAAUAUCAGCGUUUAAGAGAUUCUUAAACACGGCGAUUCUUAAGAAUUACUGUACGCCAUUGCGGCUGUUUGGUUAGUUUGAGAUAAACAGUUAGGCUCAGUACUAUGGAUGUUAUCACAGUAUAGAUAUAUGCGAUCAUGCACGCAGUGUUGUGCAUUAAGACGUGUACACACAAGCAGUGUGUACCGUACGUGUGCGUCACCGCUCUGCUGAUGCGAGUGCUGCUGCAGACUACACACGGGCACUUUGUAUUAAGGCAAGACUGAUGUUUGAAGAUCAGAUGGAUGAUUGACUGAGUCCAGCAGGAAGUGAGACUCAUCUGAACUCUCUGAACUCACAGCCUGCAGUGUGCAGCUCUAUAGUGGAUGAGGUUUUGUUUCGUUAUUCUUACGUUCACAUGCCUUUUUGGCGUUUUAUUUCAUUUGAAACUGAACAUUAAAGCUGAAAACCUGGUAUAUAACAUUAAACACGCCUCUAUGGCUUUAAGUAAUUUUGGUGAAAUAAGCUACUUCAUUUUAAAAAAAAAAACUUACUUUUUAUUCUUCAAGAGUUUAACUCAUGAUUGUCUCCAUCAGGACCGUGGAGGGGGAGGGGGCUCAAGUGUGACCGACACAAGCAAACAGCCUCCUCAACCAUCAUGAGAUUUUAAUUCAAAUUUCACUCAACUUGGUGAUGGUUGGCGCACAGAAGUACGUCACAUCACUUUUUGUUCCCAAACUCAGCACAGCCCACUUUGAA
Molecule: messenger RNA, 6206 nt
Organism: Scatophagus argus
Lineage: Eukaryota; Metazoa; Chordata; Actinopteri; Scatophagidae
Gene: pax9
Product: paired box 9
Exons: 4
Coding region: 177-1190 (337 amino acids)
Biological process (GO): regulation of transcription by RNA polymerase II; anatomical structure development
Molecular function (GO): DNA-binding transcription factor activity, RNA polymerase II-specific; RNA polymerase II cis-regulatory region sequence-specific DNA binding
Source: RefSeq, a predicted model, not a curated record